Microdochium trichocladiopsis is the source of this 2332-nucleotide messenger RNA. RefSeq lists its product as uncharacterized. Bases 184 to 2178 code for a protein of 664 amino acids. The record is from RefSeq and is a predicted model, not a curated record. Gene Ontology annotation, biological process: regulation of transcription by RNA polymerase II. Lineage: Eukaryota; Fungi; Ascomycota; Sordariomycetes; Xylariales; Microdochiaceae. Gene Ontology annotation, cellular component: nucleus. The transcript is spliced from 2 exons.
CCCACUGCAUCAUAGCCUCCCGUCCCCACUACCCUAUCUGGGGGGCAUGCCCUGUCUUGUCCUUGUCACCUCGUGCUAGUCGGGUUAUAAAAGUCACCGUUCGCCACCCACGUUUCCGGACAAUCCUCUUCCCCACAGCUAGCAUUCACCACUCCAAAGAAGCCGUCAUCAUAUCGUCUCAAUAUGAUGCUCGCCCAGAAUCACAACUUUCCCAACAACACCAACUACCCACGAGCCACACAGUCGCGACCUUCAUCACUCUACCACUACCCUCAGCAGCACAACCUCUUCGCCGCGGUCACCUCGCCUGCCAGUAACAUCCCUAUUCAGAGCCUCAGCCAGGUUCCUGACCUCAUGCCCUCGACGGACACUGCGUCGUGGAGCCAGAUGGCUUCACAGCAAACCCCAAGAGUCACACAUCGUUUCGGUCAUCAGCGAGAAUCUUCGUUGUCAUCUCUUGGUUCCAAUGGCCCAGCUUCACCAUACGCCGCCAGCACCUCUCACCCGCAGAUUGCCAUCUCUAGCGAUUCAGCUCUUGCCGACUCCUACCAAGACCUGGCUACCAGUGGCGAUGCAAACUACUCUUUCGGCAAGUCUCUCGCAAGCAGUGACAACUACUACACAACCGCCUUGUCCGCGUUCAAUGGCAGCAACAAUACCACGAGCACGACCACCAGCGGCAGUGGCGUCGGGCCUUCAGUAGACCUGAGCUUUGGCUCGAGUUUUGACAGACCCGAUCGAAGUCUUGCACCACCAACAGAUUCAUCAAGCACAUCAUCAGCCUUGAAGAAUUCACAUCCAGUGUCGGUGGCGAGCUCCGUUGCGGGUGGUGACUCACCCGCCACACCCACACAUGACGUGGAGGAAGAGUCGAGAAGGAGAGGCAAGAAUGCAUACCCUGUUGCCAAGCUGAGCCGCACCAUGACGGAUGUAUUUGGUGACGAGCUGUACAACCCCCACUUCGCGAUGACUACCAUGUCACCGCCACCACAGACACAACUUGCGGUCUCACCCAGCAACGAACUGUUCGCGCAAAGACUACAGGCCGCAAACAAGCAGCACCUCAGCGCAGCCCAGUCGCCUGUUUCAAACUCUUCGCGGGAUCGAUCACCGUUCCGCAAUGACUCGCCUCACUUUGCGCCUCUUGACGACUUCUCCGCCGGUCUGGCCUCAACCAAGGUUGAGCCGGUACAGCAGCAGCGAGACCUGUGCAAAGUAGAGCGCGAGAGGCAAGCACAAGCCCAAAUUGCGGCAAGAGCCACGCCGCAACAGCAGGCCACUCCGAACACCAUCUCUCCAAAAGAUGCGGUCCUUGAGCUGAACGAUAGUGACGAUAUGAACAACUUCCCACUAUUUGAUGCUAAUGAUACAAGCGGGGGCUUCGAUGCCAUGAAUAUGCACCGAAUGAAUACCCCAAUGGUUCAGCAGCAGCACCGCCAUCAACAGCAGCCGCAAUCACUCAAUGUGGCACAGGCACAGUCGCAGCAGCAGCAACUUAUGCCGCGCAUGGGGCCUACGUAUCAUCAGGCAAUGAUGACUGCGACGCCACUGCAGAAUGGCUUCAACUUUUCCAUGCCUACAAAUCUGCAGCUACCACAACAAUUACCCCAGCAAUACCCUUUCGUACCACGGCCAUCGCAGCAGUCCACACCGGCGACACUAUCAUCCCGCGUCAGCUCCAUGGAGGGGAGCCUCUCAGAUUUUGGCACCGAAGGUCCAGUACAGAGGCCAGUUCGGACCGCCGCCGAUGGCGGGACAUAUACAUGCACCUAUCACGGCUGUACUCGCCGCUUCGACACACCAGCAUUACUACAAAAACACAAGCGAGAGGGCCACCGUCAGGCCAAUGCGCUUAGCAGUUUGCGCGGUCCGGUCGCGACGGCAGAUGCCAGCAUGCCGGGUAGUGUAUUGAACAGUCAGGCAGGACCCCACAAGUGCGAGAGAAUCAACCCAAGCACCGGCAAGCCAUGCAAUACCAUCUUUUCUCGGCCUUACGAUUUGACACGGCAUGAGGAUACUAUCCACAACGCCCGGAAGCAAAAGGUCCGUUGCGAGCUGUGUACAGAGGAAAAAACAUUCAGUCGGGCGGACGCCCUCACACGGCACUUUCGGGUGUGCCAUCCCGACGUCGAAUUCCCUGGCAAGCAUCGGCGACGGGGUGGAGCGACUGCGGCGUAAGCUGCUUGUCAGACGUCUGCCAGUGGGCAGGCCAUGGGCACACCAUUACAGUGUGGGCCCACCAAAUUCAGGGUCCAGCACGUUGAGGGUGAUGAUGCAGGGUCUUCAUGGCGCUAGUGUGGAGAGGGAGUGAUCAGCACAUCAUUAAUGCCUG